Molecule: messenger RNA, 1214 nt
Organism: Diabrotica virgifera virgifera (western corn rootworm)
Lineage: Eukaryota; Metazoa; Arthropoda; Insecta; Coleoptera; Chrysomelidae
Product: MKI67 FHA domain-interacting nucleolar phosphoprotein-like
Exons: 3
Coding region: 78-1157 (359 amino acids)
Biological process (GO): maturation of LSU-rRNA from tricistronic rRNA transcript (SSU-rRNA, 5.8S rRNA, LSU-rRNA)
Cellular component (GO): nucleolus
Molecular function (GO): RNA binding
Source: RefSeq, a predicted model, not a curated record
UCAAUUGUCAAAUAUACACACGUGGGCCAAAUAUAAAAUUUUGGUUUGAUUUUUCUGUUUUAUUUAAUUUUAAUAAAAUGACUAAAACUCGAGCAGCAGAAGUUUUAUCUUUGGAAAAAUCAAAACAAAAAGAAGUUGUCAAAGAAACAAAACAGUUAAAAAAGAAAAUAAAGGAUGGAACCGUCACAGUUAAAGGUACAAAGAAAGCUCUAAUUGCAGCCCAAGAGCAAAAAAGGGGUCUUAUAUUUAUAUCCCACUUGCCUCAUGGUUUCUAUGAAGAUGAACUUAAGAAAUACUUCACACAAUUUGGUAAAGUUACCAAUGUUAUAGUUUGUAGGUCCGGCAAGACAGGAAACAGCAAAGGGUAUGGCUAUGUUGAGUUUGUGAACCCAGAAGUAGCCAAGAUUGCAGCAGAAACUAUGAACAACUACUUAAUGUUUAAGAAGAGAAUAACAGCUAAUUUUGUUGCACCUGAAAAGCGACCAAAGGGAUUAUUUAUGGGCAAACCUAACACAAUUACUAGGUAUUCCUCCAAAGUUAGGAGGCAAAAACAAUAUCUGGUUAAUAUAAAGCUGGACCCUAAAACUCAGGCAAAAAGAACCGCUAAUAGACUGACAAAAAUAAAUAAGAAACUGGAAUGGCUAAAAAAUGCUGGAGUGGAGACUUCAUUCACACCUUCAAAUCUAGAAGUUAAACAGAAGAAAAGUGUUCCAAGAGUUAGUAAUACACACAAAGAACUUGAUUUUGAUUCAGAUAUAGAGCUCAAGAUACCAGUUAAAAAAGCUAAGAGUGCAGUUACUAGUAGUAAAAAUUCACCAAAAGUACUUUCAACUAAAGCUAGUAAAUCAAAUAAAAAAUUAAACAAGUCUGUAUCGUCAGAGUCUGAAAAAACUCCAUCAAUUAAAAAGAAAUUAAAUAAAGCUAGUAAAACUAAUAUAGUAGAAGAUACAUCACCUUCAGAUAAGAAGAGUUUGAAAAAGAAGAAUAAGUCAUCUAAAGGUAUCACCAAAAAAUCUAAAAAGCCUGAACCAAUCAACACACAAACUGUAAAGAGGAUUGCAAGAGAACUAAUCAAGAAACGUGGAAGCUCAUUAUUGGGUGUUCCUGUAGAAGUGUCUAAUGGUAAGACUAUAAAGAAGAAGUUAUCAAAAAAAUAAUUAUAGGUAAUUAGGAUUUUCUGUUUUGCAGUCUUAAAAAUAUAUUUUAUAAAAAUA